Messenger RNA from Aspergillus ochraceoroseus IBT 24754, 3204 nucleotides. RefSeq names its product class III chitinase ChiA1 (gene chiA1). The transcript is spliced from 3 exons. Gene Ontology annotation, molecular function: chitinase activity. Gene Ontology annotation, cellular component: extracellular region. The record is from RefSeq and is a predicted model, not a curated record. Gene Ontology annotation, biological process: carbohydrate metabolic process. NCBI's taxonomy places the organism in Eukaryota, Fungi, Ascomycota, Eurotiomycetes, Eurotiales, Aspergillaceae. The coding region runs from base 1 to 3204 and encodes 1067 amino acids.
AUGGCUUUUGCGCUUCUUACGUUCCUUUUGGCCCUAAUCGGGCUCACCUCUGCUUUUACUGCAGACGCCAAAUCUAACGUGGCCAUCUACUAUGGCCAAGGUGUUAAUCAACCUCGUCUGGCCGAGUUUUGUUCGGAUACAGCCUUCGAUAUCAUUAACAUUGGAUUCAUCAACUCAUUCCCGGAUCAAAACCCUUCUACCGGCCUACCUGGUAGCAACUUUGGCAAUCAAUGCUGGGCUGACACUUACAUGGUCAACGACACCGCCUCUCACUUGUACUCGCACUGCCCUAACUUGGUAGAGGAUAUUCCAAUCUGUCAAGCAGCGGGCAAGAAGAUCUUCCUAUCCCUUGGUGGCGGCAAACCUACCUACAAAUUCAAUUCUGUUUCGUCUGCUACCUCUUUCGCUGACUGGCUCUGGGGGGCCUUCGGUCCUGUGACCGAAGAAUGGACUGCCGCGGAUAAGCCUCGUCCGUUUGGUGACGCGGUCGUCGAUGGCUUUGACCUUGACAUUGAGUACGAUGGUAAAAUUGCAGGAUACUCCGCCCUGGUGAAUCGCCUGCGUACCCACUACGCUGAGGUACCAGAUCAAACCUUCUAUAUCUCGGUCGCUCCUCAGUGUGCCAUUCCUGACCCGCAGCUCGCUUACACCAUUGCCAACUCGUGGGUUGAUUUCGUCUGGGUUCAGUUCUACAACACCAACCCUUGCUCCGCCCGCGACUGGGUUUUGGGCACCAAAGAUGGCUUUAACUAUGAUGCGUGGGUAAAUGUCAUUAAAAAUGGCCACAACCCAGAUGCGAAACUCUAUAUCGGGUUGCCUGCCAGCCCAUCGGCAGCUAAUACAGGAUUCUAUCUGGCUCCCGAAGAGGCUGAGGCCCUGAUUUCCACCUAUAUGGAUAAGUAUCCCGACACUUUCGGAGGAGUUAUGCUUUGGGAAGCUACCGCAUCGCUGGACAACCAAAUCAACGGGUCUAGUUAUGCAGAGGUAAUCAGGGAAAUUCUUUUUGAGUGUGACCCUGGCCAUCCCAUUCCCACGACGACGACCACGACCACUACCACAUCGACAACAACAACCACCUCGAGCACCACCACCACCACCUCGAGCCCGGCCACAACUACUACCUCGAGUACGACGUCGAGCCCUACAACCACCACCACCUCGACCACCACUACUACUUCGAGCACAACCUCGAGUCCAACCACCACCUCAAGCACUACGACAACCACGACAACCUUGAGUACCACGUCGACGACCUCUACCUCGAGCACCACUACUACUACCGCUGCAGUAUCGGCGACUACCUCAGAAACUGUCACUCCUUGUGACGGGACCACCUCAACAACGAGCACAUCUACCACCUCGAGCACCUCCGUGAAGAGCACCACCUCGAGCGCUAUAGCUGUCUCUUCGGUUCCUCAUAGCUCAGUGUCUGCUGUUUCCCCGGGAAUCCCGUCUCCAAGCAGCCAUGCUAUCUCCUCGACGACGUCUGAAAGCACCGUCACCCUGACAGUCUUCCCAACACCCCCUAGCUCUCACGUGUCUCCUGGGUCCUCUUCUCCCACUGCCCCAGCCUCUUCACUCCCCGUGUCUUCUGGUACAGGCAACACUCAAUCUUCGACCGAAUGUGGUUCCACAGCCACCUCGCAGACCACUACACACACGGUUUCCACAAGCAAGCCUGUUAUUCCAACUACCUCUAGCACGAAGCCUGUCUCCAGCUCUGGCGCUGUGAGCCUGAGCUCAAGCGUGCCAGGCGUACCAACCAGCCCAUCAGGAUCGGAGACUUCCGGACCUUCCACUACUCCCACUGCUCCUGGCAACACUGCGGGUCAGGCUAGCAGCUCUACCACGAGUUGCGGUGAGAACGAGUCUACUACUAGCACAAUUGUGGCUUCCGGCACACAUACCGGAUCUACUAUCCAGUCUAGCACCCCGGUAGCUACCUCUACCAAGCCUACUGGUUCUGGACACGCUUCUACCAGAUCUACUACCCAGUCUGGCACCUCUACCAAGCCCACUGGCUCUGGACACGCUUCCGCAGGUUCUACUACCCAAUCUGGAACCACAGAGACCACCAAGCCCACUGGCUCUGGAUACGCUUCCGCAGGUUCUUCUACCCAGUCUGGCACCUCUACCAAGCCCACUGGCUCUGGACACGCUUCCGCAGGUUCUACUACCCAAUCUGGAACCACAGAGACCACCAAGCCCACUGGCUCUGGACACGCUUCUGCAGGUUCUACUACCCAGUCUAGCACCACAGAGACCACCAAGCCCACUGGCUCUGGACACGCUUCCGCAGGUUCUUCUACCCAGUCUGGCACCACAGAGACUACCUCUACCAAGCCUACUGGUUCUGGACACGCUUCUACUGGUUCUACUACCCAGUCUAGCACCACAGAGACUACCUCCACCAAGCCCACUGGUACUGGACCUGCUACUACCGGACCUAGCGGAGCUGGUUCUGUCACCACCAAGGCCACAACUACUCCUGGCCACCCGACUACCACGGAGCCUGCUACGAUCACCACUAUCAUUGUGACCUCGUACACGGAUAUCUGCCCAACAGGUUUCACCACAAUCACCACAACUAUCACUUCAAUCUACUGCCCUGGAACAGUUUCUGCCACUGCUACCGCCACCAACCCUGCCGGAGCUGUACAGACAACCAGCACUCCAGCCAUUCCUGAGGGCUGGACCACGACCGUUACUGUUUGCACUCACUGCGCUGCCACCCCGACCACGGUGACUCUGACUUUGCCUCCUGCUACUACUACUACCGGCAGUGAGUCAACACCCGCCAGCCAAAGCUGGUCUAGUAAGAGCACUAUCACCGUGACCGGUUCUCCAACGACCUCUAGGGUUGUCUUGGUUUCUGCCUCUUCCAGCAACCCGGUUGUAGGAGUGAGCAGCAGCUAUUCCACUUUUUCUACUUUCUCUGUCCAGACCCCGACAAGCGUGUCUGCGGUGCCUAUUGCCCCUAGCGGUACUACAAGCAGUACUACAAGCAGUACUACAAGCAACACUGCAAGCGAGACUAUAAGCGAUACUACAAGCGAGACUACAAGCGACACUGCAAGCGAUACUACAAGCGACACUGCAAGCGGUGUGUCUCCUGCGUUCACUGGCGCUGCGACUCGGGCUGUUGGACUGGGCUCCGGACUUUCUCUUCUUAUUGCCUUUGCACUCUCCUUUCUUGUGAUGUAA